AUGCAACGGCCAAUAACCGUUGCAAAAGAAAGGAUAACCGUUGCCAUAGAGAUAUUGCAACGGUUUAACAACCUUUGCAGUUGCUGCCGUUGCUUUAGGUGUAAUGCAACGGUUCCACCAAGAUAUUGCAACGGCUUGCCAAAAAGCGCCAAAUACGGCUUAAUACUAGGAGCAGGAAUACCAGGACUUGUAUGCAUUGUUGGUCUGACACUCUACAUCAGCAGCAGGGUCAUUGCACGUAAUCAGAAUCGCCUUUACUCAUACACUGAAUCCUCACCUUCAAUAUUCCCACAACCAAUUACCCUAUCAUCAGGCCUCGAUCUUCCCACCAUAGAAUCAAACCCAAAAACCAUACUAGGAGAAAGUAAGCGACUCCCAAAGCCUAAUGAUAACAUCUGCUCUAUAUGCUUGUCAGAGUAUCAGCCUAAAGAGGCUUUGAGGUCUAUACCAGAAUGUAAUCACUACUUCCAUGUUGAUUGCAUAGAUGAAUGUCUUAGAAUGAAUACCACCCUGUCCUCUUUGUAG
Spinacia oleracea (spinach) is the source of this 525-nucleotide messenger RNA. RefSeq names its product putative RING-H2 finger protein ATL69. The transcript has 2 exons. NCBI's taxonomy places the organism in Eukaryota, Viridiplantae, Streptophyta, Magnoliopsida, Caryophyllales, Amaranthaceae. The coding region runs from base 1 to 525 and encodes 174 amino acids. The record is from RefSeq and is a predicted model, not a curated record.